Vigna unguiculata (cowpea) is the source of this 1824-nucleotide messenger RNA. RefSeq names its product receptor-like protein kinase FERONIA. Lineage: Eukaryota; Viridiplantae; Streptophyta; Magnoliopsida; Fabales; Fabaceae. The record is from RefSeq and is a predicted model, not a curated record.
UCAGACUUUAAUAUGCUGGCCAAACAAUCUCUGAAAUGAAUGGUUAGUAAGAAAUAAACGCAGCCUUGUUAAAAACUUUAGGGGAUCUCGUUUUGGCAAGAUUGCAACCCAACCCUAAUAUGCUUCUCAAGCCAAACGAUUGAGGAGUAGCAUAGUUCAAUGUCUAUCAAUGGUAAGUGACUAGUGAGAACUAAAGCAAGCAGGUGUCACAAAUUGGAACUAUGUUUCUCAAUUGUUUGGGUAGGAGUUGUUGGAAGCACACAACGAAUACAAAUUCAGCUCAGAGACAGUUUCCAACGGUGAUAGAAGAGCUGUGCCAUCAAUUUUCUCUCGCCGAUCUAAGGAAAGCCACCAAUAACUUCGAUCUAAACAGAGUAAUAGGGAGUGGAAUAUUCAGUGAAGUAUAUAAAGGCUAUCUACAGCAUAAUGGUGCUUCUGAUUACACGGUCGCAAUAAAGCGAUUUAACAAUCAAGGAUGCGAAGCGUUUAACAACGAAAUAGAAUUGUUAUGCCAGCUUCGCCACCCCAGAUGUGUGUCUCUUAUAGGAUUCUGCAACCACGAAAAGGAGAAGAUUCUUGUAUACGAGUACAUGUCCAAUGGAUCUCUAAAUGAACACCUACAACAUGGUGAACUCUCAUGGAAGAAGAGGCUACAAAUAUGCAUAGGAGUAGCACGUGGACUACACUACCUUCACACCGGAGCGAAACGUUCGAUCUUUCACUGUAUCCUGGGUCCUAAUACCAUCCUUUUGGAUGACCACAUGGAGCCAAAACUCGCUGGUUUCGGUGUUAGCGUGCAGGGAUCACGUUUUAUGUCAAAGCAGAAGCAAAUCAAUGUAGAGCAUGUUAUGGGUACUUGGGGUGUCAUGGCUACGCAGUUUGUCAUGGAUAGUACCAUCACAGCUAAAUGGGAUGUUUUCUCAUUUGGUUUGGUUCUACUCGAAGUUGUGUGCAGGGGGAGGUUUUAUUUAAUAACCCUGGCUGAAAAAGAAUUUCUGGAGAAUCCUAUUGAGGAGAAAAUUGAUCCGAUUAUCAAAGGAAAGAUUGCACCAGAUUAUUGGCAAGUCUUUGUAGAUGUCAUGGUAAAUUGCUUGAAGUAUGAACCAGAUGAGCGACCUGCAAUCGGUGAAGUAGAGGUGCAACUUGAGCAUGCUCUAUCGAUGCAGGAACAAGCAGAUAUCACAAACUCCAACUGUGAUUAUACUUUAUUGUCCAAAACCAUUAUUCCCCUGGGAGUGAAACAGUAUGUGAUACUGAAGAAAUUAAGUGACUAGAUCACCGAAAUUAAGAUGGGAAGCUUUGUCCAAAAAUCCAGAUUAAUGAGUGACCCGGAAUAGCAAGGAGAAGAAGAAAAAUGCCAACAGGAAGUGCCUGGCGACACGAAGCAAGCGCCAGGCGGAACAGACCGCCAGUCAAGCGCCAACCAAGCGCCAGCCAGGCGCCCCUGUUACGAACCGCCUGGCGGUAACUGGAUACCGCCAGGCGGUAGCUGCCAGUUUUGCCCCUUGUUUGCUCGAUACCGCCUGGCGGUGAGACCCUUCCGCCAGGCGCCAGUGUUCGCUGAUGUGGCAAGUUGGCUCUUUUUCUUCUGUCUUCGCGAGGGAAAAAGGAUCUUGGACACUUGGGAGCUCGAACAACACGUCUUGGAGCGCUUGGAGGUCUGCUAGGACUUGUGGGAACAACUCCAUCUUCCUCUUUGUGUCUCCUUCCUCUUCCAUUUCCAUUUUGUAAGCUUGAGCUCUCCAUGACAAUGGAGAGCUAAACCCAUUUUUGUUGGGGUUAGAUGUAGCCACUGAACUCUUAUGUAUUUUCGAAUGGGUUGAA